Messenger RNA from Belonocnema kinseyi, 1849 nucleotides. RefSeq names its product dynein regulatory complex subunit 3-like. Bases 92 to 1759 code for a protein of 555 amino acids. The transcript is spliced from 9 exons. Gene Ontology annotation, molecular function: protein binding. NCBI's taxonomy places the organism in Eukaryota, Metazoa, Arthropoda, Insecta, Hymenoptera, Cynipidae. The record is from RefSeq and is a predicted model, not a curated record.
AGCUGUCGAAUUUUAUGUGCGGGUUUAGAAUUAAAUUUUUUUUUAUGUUAGGUAAAUAAUAAAAAAUACGAUAUACGUUCUGACAUAACAAAUGACCCACGAAGGAAAAGAACCUGUAAUUUUUCAAAAUUCCUCAGAGCCUAAUGUAAUUAGUCACGAUUUACUUGUUAAUUUGGUAAUCGACCAAGGACCUAGAGGAGAAGCUGGAAAAUUAUUUCAAGAGGAUGGAAUUAAAUUGGAAGAGGUCAAGGAAAUUCGAAUUGAAUACCUUAAUAUCCUUAAUAUUAAUCACCUCUGGGUGAUGAAGAACCUAGUGAAACUAAAACUAUGCAGCAAUAUAAUCGAGAAAAUAGAGAAUCUCGAAGAACUUGUCAAUUUAAAAGAGUUGGAUUUAUCCUUCAAUCGAAUAAGUGUCAUGGAAAAUUUGAAUCACCUUCUAAACUUGGAGAUUCUUUUAUUAUAUGGAAAUAAAAUUGAAGAGGUUGAAGGAAUAGAUGACCUGGCAAAGCUUCAGAUCCUGAGCCUUGGGAAAAACGUAAUAAAAACGCAAGAUCACGUGAUGUAUUUACGCAAGUUUAAAAACUUGCGAAGUUUCAAUAUGGAAGGAAAUCCUUGUACAGAAGAGGAAGGCUACUUGGAUUAUUUAAUUGCUUAUAUUCCCCAAAUCGUAUAUUUACAGUACAAGAUGAUAACUGAAGAGCAGCGAAAAAAUUCUGCAGAAAAAUAUUAUCGAGCGAUAAGUAAUCUAGAGGAAAAAGAAGCCAAGGAAAAAGAAAUAAUGGAUGCGAAGAAGGCUUUUGAAGAUCAUGUUGCUCAAGUUUCGAUUUCCUAUGUAGAAUAUUUGGAUGGUGAUCACUUAUUUGAUCAAAUGUUCGAAAGCGAUAAAGAGGGAAGAGCUUUGAUGAGUUUAAAUGAAGAGACUGAAGAAGCUUAUGAACAAUACAAAAGAACUUUCUCAGAACAGUGUCACGAGUUGUUCGAAUUGGGAUUAAAGGAACAAGAACGUAGAACGGAAGAAAUUCGCCUUUAUGAAGAAACAGUCAACAAAGGAAAGGAAGAUGCUCAGAAAGAAGCCCAAUUGCUGAUGGAUAAAGUCAUGGAGAGAAAGACAGAAAUCUUUUCUCAAGUUUCGAGUUUAAUGGAAGCUAUUGAAGACAGCGACGCCCCGGAUUUACAGGAGAAAAUAUUGCAAGCAAAGAAUCUUUCUGAAGAAUUUGAAGAUCUAAUUUCCAAAACCUGGACGAAAUUGAUGCACAAAGAAAUAACCUUGCAUGAACAACUUGAGGAUAUCAAUGAAGUUUUCAAAAUUAAUAUGUCAGACUUGGUCAGCUCAUUUUUUGAAGCAGCACAAGGACAUUUUUCAGCGAUGAGAAACGCUGAAACAGAAUAUAACGAUAAUUUGACCCUGAUGGUCACAAACUUUAUGAAUAAUUUUGGUGAUGAAGCAGAUGUACCGCCAGAAUUUCAGGAAAUCUGUGGGUCUAAAGAUAUCUUAACCAACAAUUUUGGUGCCUCGCACGAAAUGCAUUUGCAAGUGAUCGAUGGAAGAGAAGAUCGAAUGAUUGGCCGACUUAAAAGCUGGCUAGAGGCUCUGACUGAAGAGCAAAUUGAGGAAGAAAGAAGGAGAAAUCGGAAUCAGGUAUUGGAAAUAUCUCACUUUCUGGAAUUUCAACGAGAAGAAUUUAACAAAUUACAAGAACGCCGUGAAGCACAGAUAAAUGAAGAUGAUGCGAAUGUCCUUGCAGCUCUGGAAGAUUGAAAAAGUAUGAAAUUUUCUUGAACUUUAUAAUAAAGAUAUAUUUAAACUUACUUUAUUGUAAUAACAGCAUUAUUUAAAAAUACCUCGUAU